AUGAAGAUAAAUGACAAUGGUGGAGGCAUUAGGUCCAAAGAGUGGAUCUCCUACAGCCUACCCUUUGGGAAUAAGAGAAAUAUUGUCCACCUGAAAGCUAAGAGAAAUUUGGUGUCCCCACAUUUCUCUGUGUUCACCUACACAGAACAGGGAGUGCUCCUUGAAGAUCAACCGUUUGUCCAGAAUGACUGCUACUACCAGGGCUAUGUGGAAGGGGACCCAGAAUCCCUGGUAGUUCUUAGCACCUGUCUUGGUGGCUUGAGAGGAACACUACAAAUAAAUAAUAUUCUUUAUGAAAUCAAGCCCAAGAACCUUUCGGCCACCUUUGAACAUCUGGUUUAUAAGAUGGACAGUGAGGAGACUUCCCCCCCCAUGAAAUGUGCCAUAACAGAAGAAGAAAUUGCACAACAAUUGAAGUCUCAAGAGAGUGAUGAUUUUAUACCGAGGCAAAGUGGCUAUGAAGGCUGGUGGACCCACAAAUUGUUUCUUGAACUUGCAUUUGUUGUAGACAAUAAGCGGUUCCUUGAUCGCAAACGCAAUGUAUCCAGGGUGAUACAGGAAGUAUUUGUCAUUGUCAGUGAAGCAGACUCCAUUUUUUUUGCACUGGAUAUUGAAGCAUCUUUAGUUGGACUUGAGAUCUGGACUGAAAAAAAUCAUGUACAAGGAACUAACUUAGACAAGCUCCUGCUAGACUUUUGCAUGUGGAAGAGAUAUAACUUUAAUCCUCGUGUAAGAUCUGAUAUUGGACAUCUUUUAAUGCAACAACAUUUCGGUAGAGAUCUUGGCAAGGCAUAUAUUCAAACUGUGUGUAAUUCAAUUUUUAAUUGUGGAGUUAAUCGUAUACUAGGGGAGAAUUUGUAUCAUAUUGGACACAUUGUGGCACAUGAGAUUGGUCAUAAUUUGGGCAUGUUUCAUGAUAGAGCUCACUGUACCUGUGGAGUGAGAGUAUGCAUCAUGGCUCCAGCAGACAAUUUUUCCAGAAAAUUCAGCAACUGCAGUUAUGCUAAAUUUAUAGAGACUAUUGAACGGACUGAUUGUAUGCGUUUGCCGCCUCAUCCAUUACACAUCUAUAAACAUGAGUUCUGUGGGAAUCAUGAGAUUGAUGUUGGAGAAGAAUGUGACUGUGGAUCCAUAAAAUUGUGUAACCAAGACCCAUGUUGUCUGGCAAACUGCACUCUGCAAUCUGAGGCUGAAUGUGCUUCCGGGCUCUGUUGUGAAGAUUGUCAACUCCUGCCUUCAGGUACAGUGUGCAGAGAAAAGGGAAAUGUAUGUGAUCUUCCUGAAUGGUGUAAUGGGUCUUCGCAGCAUUGUCCAGAAGAUGUGUAUUUGUCAGACGGGUCACCAUGUCCUGGUAGUGGCUAUUGUUAUGAAAACAGAUGUAAUAACCGAGAUGAACAGUGCCAGAAGAUUUUUGGGAGAAAAGCCAGGAAUGCAAAUCAGCUUUGCUACAGGGAAAUGAACACCCGAGGUGACCGUUUUGGAAACUGCGGUUUCACUAGCAAUGAAUAUAGGAAGUGUGACAUCUCAGAUAUCUACUGUGGCAGAAUUCAGUGUGAGAAUGUGGCAGAAGUCCCGAUGUUGGCAAGCCAUUCUACUGUACAUUGGACACACUUUAAUGAGGUCACCUGCUGGGGAACUGACUACCAUUGGGGGAUUGAGAUGCCUGAUAUUGGUGAUAUAAAAGAUGGCUCAGAAUGUGGUAUAAAACAUCUAUGCCUACACAGGAAGUGUGUCCCCAUGCCAGUGUGGGCACAUGAUUGUUCUCCGAGAACCUGCAAUAUGCGAGGUGUCUGCAACAAUAAACAGCAUUGCCAUUGCAAUGAGGGGUGGAAGCCACCGAAUUGCUGGAACAAGGGCUUUGGGGUUUGCACUUCUAAAGGAUUGAUGCUGACAGAAAAGAACCCAAUAGAAGUCCAGUUUACAAACAACCAACACAAAGGGGACCUCCAUAUUGGGCAGGGUCAACAUCACAGCUUCCCAGAAGUCAUAAUACCCUUGAAGUUAGGUGGUCCUGGUGGAGGAAUGAAGACUCCAGACUGGCUCUCCUGUACUUGGGGCCAGAGACACAUGGUCCACUUGAAGGUCAAGAAGUUUCUAGUACCCAAACAUUUCUCUGUAUUCACCUACACAGAGCAGGGAGCUCUCCUUGACAACAGGCCUUUUGUCCAGAAUGAUUGCUACUACCAGGGCUAUGUAGAAGGGGAUCCAGAAUCCCUGGUAGCUUUUGACAUUUGUUUUGGGGGAUUUCAGGGAACACUACAAAUAAAUGAUAUGCUUUAUGAAAUCAAGCCCAAGAGCCCUUCUGCUACCUUUGAACAUCUGGUUUAUAAGGUGGACAGCAAGGAGACACAUUUUCCUCCCAUGAGAUGCAGUAUAACAGAAGAAGAAAGAGCACAAUUGAUGUUUCAAGACCAUGGUGAUUUUAUGUGGAGGCCAAGUGGCUAUGAAGACUGGUGGACCCACAGGUGUUUUCUUGAACUUCCAUUGGUCGUGGAUAAUCAACUAUUCAACUAUCAUAAAACAUAUGCUGGAAGCGUCUGUCUUCCACGGAAUUGUGGAGUGGAUCAAGUCAUAACUAAGAACUAUUUCAGCAUUGGAAAUACUGUGGCCCAUGAAAUUGGACAUAAUUUGGUCAUGAGGUAUGAGGGUUCAGAUUGUAAUUGUGGAAGAUGACACUGCCUAAUGUCUCCAGCACAGACUUCACAAAUAAAAUUUAGUAAUUGUAAAGAGUGUGACUGUGGAUCUUUAAAAUUGUGUGAAGAGGACCCAUGUUGUCUGGCAAAUUGCACUCUGAAAUAUGGGGCUGGAUGUGCUUUUGGACUCUGUUGUCAAGGUUACCACAUUAUGGAAUUAGGCACCAUGUGUAGAGAAGAGGUCAAUGAAUGUGAUCUUCCAGAGUGGUGUAAUGGAACUUCACAGCAUUGUCCAGAUGAUGUGUAUUCACAAAACUGGUCCCCUUGCCUCAUCAAUGGCUACUGCUAUGAAAACAGAUGUAAUCACAGAGAUGAACAAUGUCGGAAGAUGUUUGGUAGAACAGCUAGGAGCGCAAAGCAGAAAUGUUAUGAGGCAAUGAACAUGCAAGGUGGCCAUUUUGGAAACUGUGGUUUAGUUAGCAAGCAAUAUGUACGUUGUAAUACCCUUUGUGGCAGAGGUCGAUGUGAGAAUGUGGCAGAAAUCCCCAUGUUGGCAGAUUAUUCUAUGGUACAUUGGACUUACUUCAAUAAGGUCACAUGCUGGAGUACUGAGUACCACUGGGGGAUUUUAAUACCUGAUAUUGGUGGUGUAAAGGAUGGCACAAAGUGUGGAAGAAGCUGUGUGUUCAACAGGACAUGUAUCCCAAGGCCACAUUCGUCAACUGUUUGUUUACCCAAGAAAUGCGAGAUGCAAGGAGUCUGCAGCCAUAAACUCCGCUGCCAUUGCAACUCUGGGUGGCAGCCCCCCAUCUGCCUGGCAAAAGGCUUUGGAGGUAGUGUUGACAGUGAACCACCUCCUGAGAAAGGACAAUGA
Molecule: messenger RNA, 3507 nt
Organism: Dipodomys ordii (Ord's kangaroo rat)
Lineage: Eukaryota; Metazoa; Chordata; Mammalia; Rodentia; Heteromyidae
Product: disintegrin and metalloproteinase domain-containing protein 25-like
Biological process (GO): male gonad development; proteolysis
Cellular component (GO): sperm head plasma membrane; external side of plasma membrane; plasma membrane
Molecular function (GO): metalloendopeptidase activity
Source: RefSeq, a predicted model, not a curated record